CUCUUCAUCAUCACAUCCAUGUUGUCUGACCGGAGGAUGAGUCGGUAGGAGGCUAACGGCUAACGUCACGGAGCGGCGGCACCGGCCCGGUUCUUCAUGUCCCUUCAUGUUCUGACGUCGUCCAGUGGAGCCGUUACCUUCACCAACCGGUCCGGACUACACAUGGCUGCGGGUCGGUGCUCGGCCGGGUUGCCCGGGUAGCUCGGCGGGGAGAUGCCGCAGCUAGCCGCCGUUAGCUCCGCAGCUGUUUGUGUCUGUGGCUGUUAUGUAACGGAGGUAGCCGACAGCUAACGUUAGCCGCCGCCAUGAACGACGCGCAGCAAGAAAUGUCUCCGGACUUCGUCCUGAUGCGGCUCGUGUCCGCCGCCGAAUACGACCGGCUGGACGAGCCUGACGACCUGAUGUCCGGAGGCGGCGGCUUCGGGCCCGUCAAAGCAGCGCUGGGACACCGCGGCGGCGGGUUCGAGCUGGAUUCCAGCGGCCCCUCGGCAGGCCUCGGCUCGGCAUCCCCGCACUAUAGCUCACCGCUCCCCGGGAAGGGAGAGCUGGAUGGCGGGCUGGUGUUGUCGCAGGCCUCGCCGGGCUCCGAGGCGCCGCUCUCCCCUCCGCCGCCAGAGGACUUUGCCGUAGCGGCCCAGCGGUUUGUGGAUUUCCCAGUGCCGCACGGCCAGCUCGGGGGGCCCGGGUCCAGGGCGCAGCUGAUGGUGUUCCAGAACCUGCUGCGGUCCGGAGACCGGAUUCUGGAGUGCGGGCUGGAGCAGCCACCCCCGAGGUUCCUGCAGGAGGAGCAGAGACAGCAACGCGACCCGGACUCAGGGACCGGUCCUGGAGGUACCACGGCCGGGCCCGGAGGCGGGAGGGACCAGAACUCCCACUGCAUCCCCCCUACAGAGGACAGCCUGCAGUCACAGCCACAGCUCCUGCAGUGGCACCCUGUCCUCCGGCUGUCCAAAAGCACUGACGGCUCCCAGAACCCCCAGCAGGGCGUCCCGGCUCUGGACUCUGAUCCCGGGUCCGUCCUGUGCCACAGACACCGUCUGCUGACAGACCGGCUGGCCAAGUGGCCCCCAGGCCUGCUGGACCAAGCCCUGCGUGUAGGGCUCCUGGAGCCCAGGAAGAACUGCCCUUCAGGGGGCGAGGACCCGGUUCUGGCUCUGGCCCGGAGGCUGGGUCAGCUGGGUGAGGGGAGGGAGGGAGGUGGAGGGGAGGACACGGUGCUCCCCCUCCCUCGCUGCUCCUGCCACAGCAUCCUGGCACCGGGCCCGGGGGGCAUGGGGCCCGGCGAGGAUCCGAGUGAGACCAGCGACGCCCUGCUGGUCCUGGAGGGUCUGGGGUCCGAGGAGGUGGGAGGCCUGGGGCGGGGUGGGGAUGGUGAGGAAGCUGACAAAGGGGAGGUGGGGGGGGUUGGUGUUCUCCCUGGGGGGGCAGGGCCGGUGUUCUCCAGUGGAACCCUGAGCGGUCUGAUGCGGCAGGUCCACCGGCUGGCGGAGGAGGCAGGGGUUUGCACCGACCAGACCUGCCGCUCCUCGCUGGCCGUCCUCCCCCCCCAUAGCUCUGCCUCCUGCCCCUACCCCCCUGUCUGCCCCCAGGCCCCCCAGGCCGCUGCCACCCUCAGCGGGUUCCAGCCGUCCCCUGAUCCCCUCCUCACCUCUGGCCCUGACCCGGCCCCCCGCCCACAGCAUCAGCACCAGUCCCGUUCCCAGCCGCAGAGUCGGGCUGCCACCCCCAAGCUCGGCUUGGCCUCUGGGGGGCCGGGCCGGGCCGCCUCCCCCCUGGUGGUCCUGGAGGGUGAGGUGGGGGGAGGAGGAUUAAGGGAUGGGGAGAAGACACCACGGGGGAAGUCCAGGAAGGGGGGCUCCCUUAAGGUCCGACUCAGCAAACUGUUCAGAACCAAGAGCUCCAGUGGCGGGUCAGGGGGGCUGCUCGACAAGAGGCCGUCCCUAGCUUCAUCCACCUCAUCUGGGGGGAGUCUGCUGGACGUGUGGGGGUCCACCUGCAGCAACACGGAGCAGGACAGCAGCAGGCUGCAGGUUUCCAGACCUCACAGUGCCUUCUCUCCGGUGCCCUUCACUCCUGCUUUCACCGGUGAGACGGUGUCUCUGGUUGAUGUGGAUAUUUCUCGCAGGGGUGGGAGCUCCCUACACCCUCCCACUCCCCCUCCUCCUCCCAGGCGGAGCCUCAGUCUUCUCGAUGAUUUCGGGGGUCCUCCUCAGCAACAGGGGCCCUUCAUGGAGCGCAGCGUUGGGGCCUCCAUGCAGUCUCUGCCUCCCCGGCCGAUGGCGCUGCCCCCCUCCCUCAGUACCAUCCAACACAGCCUGAGCCUCAACGACACCUUCCUGAGAGGUUUACCCCGACCGGUACCGCUACGACCUGACGGCCACCCACCGCCCCGACUCGCCCCCCGAUGCCCCCUCAGUCGACCCGACGCCGGCAGCUUCGCCACUAGCCUCAGAGAGCUGGAGAAGUGCGGCUGGUACUGGGGUCCGAUGAACUGGGAAGAUGCAGAGAUGAAGCUGAAGGGGAAACCAGACGGUUCUUUUCUGGUCCGGGACAGUUCAGACCCUCGGUACAUCCUGAGUCUGAGCUUCAGGUCGCAGGGCGUCACGCACCACACACGCAUGGAGCACUACAGAGGAACCUUCAGUCUGUGGUGUCACCCUAAGUUCGAGGAUCGAUGUCACUCUGUGGUGGAGUUCAUAGAAAGAGCCAUCAUGCACUCCAAGAAUGGGAAGUUUCUCUACUUUCUGCGUUCACGAGUCCCAGGUAAGCCCCCCACCCCGGUCCAGCUCCUAUAUCCUGUCUCCAGGUUUAGCAGCGUUAAAUCUCUUCAGCAUCUCUGUCGCUUCUGCAUCCGGCAGCUGGUCCGAAUCGACCACAUCCAGGAGCUGCCGCUGCCCACGCCUCUGAUCGCCUACCUGAGGAAGUUCUACUACUACGACCCGGAGGAGGAGAUCAGCCCGACACUGAAUGAGCUGAAGGAACCCAGGGAGAUGAAGGAGCCGAGCCCUGAUCAGAGCAGCCAGCCGGGGGUUGAGUCUCAGACGUAGCACUGGAGCCCAGAGACAGCAUCUUUUCUUUUCUUUGUUUCUUGGACUCUGAAGGACUUUCAAACUGCAGCCAAUCAACUCAUUCUGCUCAGUCCUGUAUCCGGGCGGGUUUCAGAUGAUCCGUCCUCUUCCGGGCUCUCUGAUUGGCUCACGGGGAGCCGCCAGGGGAGGGACAGGGGAUGUGGAGACUCCGCCUCUCUCUGAUGUCAUCACUGAGCAGCUGGACUGAAGGACGUUAGCAAAGACGCUAAAAUCUCCAAAAGAGCCUCAGUGAGGACCAACCGUGGCUCUCGUCCGGGAUCAUGUGACCUCCAACGGCCAAUCGAACGUGGCUGCAGUUUUACUGCAACAACAGAACCGAGUCAGAACUCCAAAAAGAAUCCAACUCAGAGUCCACGAGACACUUUCAGAGUGGAGCUGUCCAAAAAAACACAACAAAAUUAUAACAAAGAGACGAACAAAAUGUCGAAAUGACACCAAUUUGAUCUAAAAUGACCACAGAGUCCAAAUAAUGACUAAAAGACAAACACAAAGAGACGUUAAAUGACUACAAAUACAUUAAAAGCUACAAUGAGACAUAAAAUGACAAUCAAAGACACACAAACCAUCUGAGUACUAAAAAACUGUAACUUGCAGAAUAUAUUCAUUGACCAAUCAAUAAAAAUAAUCCACAGGUUUUAUAGUUGAUGAAGAAAAAGUGAGUCUUUUGGGGGAUUUUGAACUUUUGGUUGAACAAAACGGGCAUUUAAAAAGUUUACAGGCUCAGAUUUACUAAUAAUCAGAAUAAUCAACAGAAUCAGCAGAAUGUGAACUGCAAUGAAAAGCAACAGAACGUCUCCAGUUAGUCUGAAAACUAAUAAACUUCAGUGGCUAGUUGAUGCUAGGUGUUAGCUUUAACAGUGGAGCAGCCAUGUUUUUAAUUUAUCAACAUCUGAAAAGUGUUUUUUGAAGAGCUGGACACGCCACAGAAUAACAGUUCAGUCCGUGCUGCUCUGCUAACAGAGCUCCUGCAGCCUCCAACCAGUUUCAUUUUGCGGAAGAAGUUUGUUGUGACUCAUAUUUCUUUGAAUGCUGAAGAAAAUGUUUGAUAAUCAAAUAAUUGAGGCAGUUUUUUUUGGAAAACCUGUCGAGAAUCGGUUUCUUUUCUUGAUUGAAAACUGAAGUUUUCAUAAUUUCCUCUUCUUUUGCUGUAUAAAUAUUAUAGUUUGAAAAAACGCAGCCUAAACUGGAAAGUCUUGGCUUCGCGUCUCAGAUGUUCAAAAAGACGUCGUCUUGGUUUAUCAAGCACCAAUUGAAAAUCUAAAUGUUCAGUUUCUCACCUGAAAAUAAAAAUGUGCAGUUUGGACUCUGAGUUGGACCAAAGCUUCAUCACUGAUCAGUGACGAGGCCGAAAUAUCUGGAGAACAUCUGGAGAGUGUGGGAGGCGGAGUCUGAAUGCAGAUAUAGAUGUUACUGAUACUGUCACACAGCAGGAUGUUGGGUUCGUUUAAAGUGCUCCAGAUAGUGAUUGUUAUCAUUGAUUGUUUUCUGGAUGAGUCGAUCAGCUGUUUGGUUCUAAAACAUCAGAAAAUGUUUAAAAUGUGGAUCAGCGUUUCCUCAAAUGUCUUGUGUAGUCCAAAGAUCUUCAGUUUACUGUCAUAAAGGAAAGAAAAUAUUCACAGUGAAGAAGCUGAAAUCACUCACUGGAGAUUAAUUUAAUAUUUAAAAACUAAGUUUUUCUGGAGAAUCUAAAUAUUUCCUCUGAUGUCAGGUUUGAAAUGAGCUGCUAGCAUGUCAGACUCCGCCUACUUUCACAGCUGACCAAUCACAGCACAGCAACGGUGCUGGGUCACAUGGCUCUGGUCGGGUUUCAUCGUACCUUCCGACAGUCCGUGGGAGGAAACGGGAUCCUGGAGGUGACGCCGCUCAGCUACCAAAAAACAAAGGAGAGUAGCGUUACCGUGACGACUACUGAACUAGGAGGCUUCACUGGGAACACUGGAGCCCUGAGGGUCUCCUCCAUGAUGUCAAAGUGGACACAUGAGUGAUGUAUGUGCUCACUGAAGGACCAAUCAGUCACCUGUCAAUAAAACAGUGGGCGGGGCUGACGGUACACCUGUCUGAAAAAAAAAACCCACCCUGAUUCUGACCCUCAAACGCCUCACCGAUGAAGGUUUCUGGUUUUAGUCGCCUGCUUCACUUUGCUUUUUUUUUUUCAUUUGAACAACUUUUACAUUUGUUUUACUUCAGUUUGAUGAAAAAACUGCAAAAAAAUCUGAAGAAUAUUUCAGUAAAAUCAAAUAAUUUAAACAGUGAAAUGUAAAAAUCAGAUCCUCCCCAUUUUUAAUCUAUUAACUUUAUUAAUCAUCAAAGUUUUGCCUUUAUACUGUGAAUAUAUCCAAAGUUCCAGGCCCUUGAAUUACAUAAGGGCAGGUAGGAUGAAGAAUACAUUUGAGUUCUGGUAAAAACUGACACCAGAUCCCCACCAAAAAUGGUACAUUUACCAUUAACAUUACUACAAAGAGAGGUGAAACUGAUGCAGAAAGAUGCACAACAAGAUAAAAAAUCACCACAAAAAUACGUAUGAUCACUACAAAGUCACCCAAAAUCAUUACAAAACGAUGCAAAAUCGCAACCAAAAUGCGUAAAAUUGCCACAAAAAUAACUGUGACCGUCAGUAUUAUGGGAUGUGUUGUGGUGUGAACAGUAAAGCUGCAGCAGUUAAUGUCUGACAGAGACGUAAAAACAAUCAUCGGUACCCUG
Molecule: messenger RNA, 5789 nt
Organism: Acanthochromis polyacanthus (spiny chromis)
Lineage: Eukaryota; Metazoa; Chordata; Actinopteri; Pomacentridae
Product: suppressor of cytokine signaling 7-like
Biological process (GO): phosphatidylinositol phosphate biosynthetic process; intracellular signal transduction
Cellular component (GO): phosphatidylinositol 3-kinase complex
Molecular function (GO): 1-phosphatidylinositol-3-kinase regulator activity
Source: RefSeq, a predicted model, not a curated record